AAAUCCUACUGCUCACAUGUGACUUUAACUCUCAGCUGUGAACAUUGUGCACCUUAACUCAGCUGCAGCCUCAGACGUCCCGAGAGGCACCUGCUGGAAACACUCACCUGAGCUGAUGACCACACGGGCAAAUCUGUUUCCAGUCACACUGCAUUGCUUCACGUCACUGUAUAAUCACUACAGCAGCCCCUCUCCCUUCUAUUCAUAGGCAGCUGAUCUGAAUUCACAUCACACCUCGUCUUUCAUCCUUCUGCACACACGUUUGCUACUGCUUUGCUCCUAUGCUGCUGUCUGAGGUAUCUAAUGGAUAUGGGGCUCCCAUGGGUCUCUGGAGAGAACGCUCAGCCUUGUCUUCGGGGUAUGAGAAUGGAGAGGUGCAAAUGUGCCACACUGUCAAUCCCUGGCACUCAAAUCACAGGUGGGAGUUAAGUGCUGGACAGCUCCUUACAUGGAUUGAUACCACCGCCUGCCUGGCAGCUGAACGACACGCUGGCGUGGCCUGUGUUACUGCAUCUGUGGAUAACAUUCAGAUAGAAGAGACAGCCAGGGUUGGACAACAUAUCUGUAUAAAAGCAAAAGUAAACCGCGCAUUCAAUACAAGUAUGGAGGUUGGCAUUAAAGUUACAGUUGAAGACCCUAUAACAAAUACCCAGAGGCACGUUUGCACUGCUUUCUCAACGUAUGUGGUAAAACCAGUCGGCGCCAAAAAGGUCAUUCUAAAACCAGUUAGGCUUCAUUCUUCUCAGGAUCACCUGGAAUACAGUCUUGCUGCUGAACGAAGACGGAUUCGACUUUAUCACGAAGAUGCAUAUAACAAUCUCAUGGAAGACAGCUUUUCUCUUUAUGACCCAGACUGUGAAACAGACAAAGACACUGUAUCCACAGACUGCACAAGAGUAGAGAGCAUUGAACUGGUUCUUCCACCUCACGCAAAUCAUCAAGGAAACACAUUUGGAGGACAAAUCAUGGCUUGGAUGGAAACUGUAGCUAAUAUUUCAGCAAGCCGUCUCUGUCGUUCCCAUGCAACAUUGAAGUCUGUGGAUAUGUUCAAGUUCAGAGGACCUUCCAUUGUUGGCGACAGACUUGUGUUUCGGGCUAUGGUAAAUACCACAUUUCAGAAAAGUGUUGAGGUUGGAGUCCGUGUGGAAGCCUAUAACUGUAAGGAGUGGACAGAGGGCAAACCACGCCAUAUUAAUAGUGCUUUCCUGAUUUAUCAAGUUAUAAACAACAACAAUGAGGAAGAGGUCAUUCCGCGUGUCAAAGCUUCUACACCGGAUAACAUCAGACGGUUCUGUGGCGCCAUUGCUAGGAGAAAAAUUCGUGUAGCAAGAAAGUACAUCUUCUCAGGCAAACAAGAGAAACCCAUCUCCCAUCCAUGGGACAAAUGCAACCAGGCCUAUCUCAGCUAUGAUAAUAUAGCUACUUUGACCUUUCUAGCUGCCAGCAGUGGAUGGGAACUCAGCAGCACAAUGCAGAAUAUUAAAAUAUUUACGUAUGAAGAAAAUGAUAUGCUGUCCAUAAAGGUGGAGAUGCAAGUGCAAUUACAAGCUCAGCAAGCUUACGUACUAUUGUCCGACCUGGGUUUACGACCAAACUGGGAUAUGCACUACUUGAGCUGUAAAGUAAUUGAAACUGCUGGAGAAGAUGAUAAAAUAUUUUACAUCACAUGCCCACCUGUGAAGCAAAGCAAGUCCAGAGAUUUUGUAGCACUGAUGUCUCGUAGAUAUCCAUGUAAAAACGGGGAGCCAUAUGUUAUAGCAAUGAGAUCGGUGACUCUUGCAUCAUGUCCGCCAACAGCUGAGUACUUGAGGAGUGAGGUGCAGUGUGCAGGAUUCUUGAUCUACAGCCAGGAGAAAGAUUCAUGUCAGGUGUGUUACUUAAACCAGCUGACGUCUGGGAUAAUGCCUUAUGUGGAAGAGAAUCUCACAGGCUGGUCAAAGUCCAUAGAAGAGACUGCUGCUUCAUGUAUAAGAUUCUUAGAAACUGCUCAGGUUUAUACCACUUUGUUGUAAAUAACUUACAUUUCUGGUAGCACCUUUUUGAUUGCAGACACAAUAAAGUUUCAAAUUUUGAAUGUGGAGAAAAUAAGUCUCCACUUCAAACCAACGAAUGACUAGCUAAACCAUAGAAAAUAUUCAAAUUUUGUAAGUAACACUGUCUGCAGAUCAGACCACAGUCUUUGUAUACAUAUUGUUAUUUGUACUGUAAUAUAAGUAGAAUGAAUGGAUUAGUACUGGACAAGUCUAAAGAAUAAUAACAUAUAUAUAUAUUUCUUACUCUUAUUAAAUUAUGUUUAAUAUUUGCUAUAAUAAUUAUAUAGGUCUUGUUUAUUGCUCUAAUAGCACUCCAUAAGAAAAAUAUAUUUUUAUAUUAAUAAAGAUGCAAUUAAUUUGAA
Bombina bombina (fire-bellied toad) is the source of this 2395-nucleotide messenger RNA. It is a transcript of the gene ACOT12, whose product is annotated as acyl-CoA thioesterase 12. Gene Ontology annotation, cellular component: extracellular exosome. The transcript has 15 exons. The coding region runs from base 282 to 2012 and encodes 576 amino acids. The record is from RefSeq and is a predicted model, not a curated record. NCBI's taxonomy places the organism in Eukaryota, Metazoa, Chordata, Amphibia, Anura, Bombinatoridae. Gene Ontology annotation, molecular function: lipid binding; acetyl-CoA hydrolase activity.